Molecule: messenger RNA, 767 nt
Organism: Quercus lobata
Lineage: Eukaryota; Viridiplantae; Streptophyta; Magnoliopsida; Fagales; Fagaceae
Exons: 6
Coding region: 354-668 (104 amino acids)
Source: RefSeq, a predicted model, not a curated record
GCAAAUAGAAUAGAGCAAUUGAUGAGUGAAAUCAAACAACCAAAGCGUGUAUCACAUCAAUCAGUGCACAUCAUAUAUAGUUUCGAAGAAUAAAUCCGGAAACCAUCCAUCUUGCUUCCCAAGCAUGUUUUGACGUAUAUGUUGCUUUGUCGAUCGUCUCCUUCACAAAUAGUGGCAUGCUUAACAUCUAUUUCUCCUCUACAACAUUAACCUUAAUUUGCACAAAUGGAAAGUCAAGGGAUUGAAGUUAUGAGGACACGCAUGAAACCAGCUAUGGAAGAGAAGGAAGAAGAUGGAGUAGUUUUAAAGUUUGAAGAAAAGAAUUUCAGACCAACAUUGCUGGAUCUGAGGAGAUGGAACUUAAUAUUGCUCAGGUUCUAGAAAAGAUAGAGCGCUUCACUCAGCUGGUGUCCGGGCUGCUGGAAUCAGGGAAGACAAGCUUUAAGGAACUGAGUAACGAAUUUGAGGAGCGUAUGAUUAUGAUACAUAAGGAACAAACUGAGAGAAAUGGCAGGAAGAGAUCAAAGACCUGCGGUUGCUCGAUUCCUCAAAUGAGGAGGCCAAUGCUCUUCUGCAAAAUGCUUGAUACUUACUACAGAGUGCUCAGAUUGAUUUUUGAUGGUUUUCCAAGACUGCCUGUCAAGGACCGAACACAUUCGUUCUGUUGAAAGAUAUUGAGCCAUAAGAUACUAUGUUAAGUACUUUGGUUUUUACAAUUUGCAUCCCAAUUACUAUUGUAUGGUUUUCUUCACCAAUCUAAAAAGUAU